AUGCACCACGAAAACAGUUAUACUAACAAAUUACAGGUUCACAACGAGCCUUACGUCUACAAGACCAGACCCGAUGGUGUUAACAUCAUCAACAUUGGCAAGACCUGGGAGAAGAUCGUUCUUGCUGCCCGUAUCAUUGCUGCCGUCCCCAGAGCCGCUGAUGUAGUUGCCAUCUCUGCUCGUACCUACGGUCAAAGAGCUGUCCUCAAGUUCGCCAACCACACUGGUGGUACCGCCAUUGCCGGUAGAUUCACCCCCGGUAACUUCACAAACUACAUCACAAGAUCUUUCAAGGAGCCUAGAUUGAUCAUCGUCACUGACCCCCGUACUGAUGCCCAAGCUAUUAAGGAGGCUUCUUACGUUAACAUUCCUGUUAUUGCUCUUGUCGAUACUGACUCUCCUUCUGAGUACGUCGAUGUUGCCAUUCCUUGUAACAACAAGUCCAAGCACUCGAUUGGUCUUAUCUGGUGGUUGUUGGCCCGUGAGGUCCUCAGACUUAAGGGUGUUCUCCCAGACAGACAAACCGCUUGGUCUGUCAUGCCCGAUUUGUACUUCUACAGAGACCCUGAAGAGGUUGAGGCUCCUGCUGCCGAGGAGGAGGUUGUUGCCGAGGAGGCUGCUGCCCCUACUGAGGUCAGUGCUGCUGGUGAGGAGUGGGAUGUCCAACCCGACGCCGGUGCCGGUGCCGCUGACUGGGCUGCCACUGACGACUGGGCUGCCGAGGCUGCUCCUGCCACUGCUUAA
Molecule: messenger RNA, 744 nt
Organism: Sugiyamaella lignohabitans
Lineage: Eukaryota; Fungi; Ascomycota; Dipodascomycetes; Dipodascales; Trichomonascaceae
Gene: RPS0A
Product: ribosomal 40S subunit protein S0A
Exons: 1
Coding region: 1-744 (247 amino acids)
Biological process (GO): ribosomal small subunit assembly; cytoplasmic translation
Cellular component (GO): cytosolic small ribosomal subunit; 90S preribosome; ribosome
Molecular function (GO): structural constituent of ribosome
Source: RefSeq, a predicted model, not a curated record